GUGUGUGAGAUGGUGCAAAGGGGCUGAUAUUUCGCUGAAAUCUGGAAUGAAUUUGCUCAAAUAGUUCGCCAUGCCAAGGAACCUCUGUAAGCUGGGCACAUCCGUGGGUGCUGGAAGCUCAUUAAUAGCACUGGUUUUCACUGGAUCCGUUUUCAGGCCGUCCUUGGUAAAAAUAUGGCCUAGGUAUUAUACCUCAUUCACUGAAUCUGCAUUUUUUGGGAUUGAGUUUGAGAAGGAUGGCCUCGGCACACUUCAUUACUUUUGUCAGAUUGGUAUCGUGUUCCUCAAUCAUUUUUCCAGCAAUGAGGAUAUCGAUGGAUCAUGGGUAUCCAUGGAUUGUUGAAAUACUUCACUGGCAGAACUUAUACCAAAAGGCAUCCUCAAAAAUUCAUAUAGUCGGAACGGAACGGAGUACUGAAAGUUGUCAGCUUGGAGGAUUUAUGUUCCAGUGGAAUCUGCCAGAAUGAACUCUUGGUAUCUAGCACUGUGAAUACAGUUGCUUCAGCCAUCUGCCCCGCAAUCUCGUCCACAGAGCACAUUGGAUAUCGUAGUCUCUUAAUUGCUGUAUUUAAGUCCUUGGGGUUAAUACAAAUCCGUAUCUCAUCUUUAUUCUUCUUAGUAGCGACAACCAUUGAGGAGACCCAGACACAGUGAGUGUUCAGUUAUGAGAGUAAUCACACCAAGAGCCACCAUUCUGUUAAAUUCACUUUGUACACGAUCUCGCAUAGCAUGGGGAAUUCUGUGAGCCGGACAAACAACUGGGAUUGCCUCAGGGUCAAUAGUAAUCGUGUAUCUCACAGGCAACCUCCCCAACUCGUUGUUAAACAAUUCCUUGUGUUAAAAUGUGAUGUGUAAAAUCACAGUCUACAGUCAGUGGGCAGGCUGAAGGAAAUUAAACCCAUGUCAUGGCAUGCAUCGGCACCCAGUAUGGAUGGUGCCUUCUCGAUUACCACGUAGAAGUCCAGGAUAUGGUCACACGCGUUGAGACGGCAACGUAACUUUACUUGGCCAAUAGGGUGUAGUGGAGCACCGUUAAACGAGAUAAGUGAUGCAGUCAUCUGAGUUAGAGUUUCUAUGUUUUGCAGCUGUUGGAAGACAGCCAGUGAAAUUGCGUUGCAGCCUGCCCAACCUCUCCGUAUAGCUCAGGCCCUCAAGUCCUGGCAACAUCCUUGUAAAUCUUCUCUGUACUCUUUCCAGCUUAACAUCUUUCCUAUAGCAGGGUGACAAAAAAAGAACACUGCUCCAAAUGUGACCUCACCAACUUGUAGAUGUUGGGAAGGAGUUGGGAAGUCUAAAGUGAGUUGCACACCGUAGAAUAUGAACAUAAAAUAUUUGUGUGGCUGAUCCAGUUUAAGUUUCCCACCUCUAUUCUAUUAAUGAGUUGUAUUACCAUAUAAGCAGUGGUAAUGCCUAGAAUGUUAAGUGCAAGUGGUGUUGAAGAUGAUCACUGCCUGGAAGAUCAUUGCUUGCUAUUACCAGCCCAAAUCUGUCCUUUGCUUGGGUCUGGAUGCACACAGGUGUGGGUACCUUUUUGGCUUGGGAAUUGUGAAUGCAACUGAACAUUAUGCUAUUAUCGCAGAGCUCCUCCCACUUCUGUCGUGGGUAGACUGACUCUUUCCCCCCCCCCCAAAUCUUUGCACAUCCUCGUCCUGGAUUUUUUCACUCGAUACUUUAAUUUCAUGUCUGGUUGCAGACCAAUUUCCAUCCGGGAUAAAUAAAGUUGUAUCUUAUCGUGUGGAAUAUAUUUUUCAAUGUCCUUCUCUCUCCUCUCCCCAAAUGGGGUAAAUGUAGUUCCACGUGAUGGGAUAUAAUUGAACAAUCACCCACAGUCUUCCAUUAUUUUCAUUCUCUGUGGUCAUCUGCAAAACUCUUUGUAUCACCAUGCAUUAAUCACUAGGGGAAAUGUAACACUAGCUCAUAAAGUAGGAACACCUGCUGAUUUCCACAUCGUGCCCCAGAAAUGCUGACACCAAUUUGGCAUGUGAACCAUUGCUGCAGCCAACAACUAUACAUAUUCAAACAAAUGCUUAAUGGGCCUUGAGGCAGUGGCACUGAUAUAAAGAAUGACUCAUUUUCUGCCGUACCAUCUUAAUUCAAUGCUUCCUGCCUUUAUAACACAUUUAAAUAGUUGACAACGCAGACAAGAUUAUGACAAUGCUUUCUUUUUUUUCAGUGCUAUUUGUUCCACAUGUAUGUGGGCGUAAGAGCUGGAGGUGGCAUUGGAGAUGAAAUUGAAGAUCCUGCUGGUCAUCCUUCUGAAAUGUACCGAAUUAUCUUUGACAUCACAUUCUUCUUCUUCGUCAUUGUCAUCCUACUAGCCAUUAUUCAGGGUUUGAUUAUUGAUGCUUUUGGGGAGCUGAGAGACCAACAGGAGCAAGUGCGAGAAGACAUGGAGACCAAAUGCUUUAUUUGUGGAAUUGGCAAUGACUACUUUGACAGGACACCACAUGGUUUUGAAAUACAUACUUUGCAAGAGCACAACCUUGCAAAUUACCUAUUCUUCAUGAUGUACCUCAUUAACAAAGAUGAAACUGAACACACUGGUCAAGAGUCUUUUGUAUGGAAGAUGUAUCAAGAGCGCUGUUGGGAUUUUUUCCCUGCUGGAGAUUGUUUCCGUAAACAAUACGAGGAUCAGCUUGGAUAAAUGAAAAUAUUGCUUGAACUUACCUACUGAAUGAACGCAUGGAAUUUGGCAUGAAUGUAUAAUGGAGCAAACAGAUAUUUGCUGUUGCAAAUCAAAAUCAAAAUAAAUGUGAAAGAUGUUGAAAAUACAACCGUCUUAAACAGUGAUAUUCAACUUUUAAGUACACAAAGUGUAACACUUAACAGAUUUGGAGUUACUAUUAAGAUAUUGAAGUUAAUCUUUUCUGUAGCUUUUGGCUAACUGAUUAAACAGAACCACCUUGUCAUAAAUUGCAAAAAAAAGCAUCAAAAUAAAUUGUGCCUUACCUUUAGCCAAUGCUAAGUAACAACAUGUUCUGUUUUCUAGUGUAUGCUCCUCAAAAAAAAAAGCUAAGUUAGAAUUUGUUCACAAUGUUGAGUCUUAUUGUAUGCUGUACGAAUAUGUUGACUGAUCUCUGCUUGCCAAGGCAGCAGCUGAGCUGUUAAUUUAUAACUUUUUUCCGGAUAUGGCAUUCAAUUUAAUGAAAUGCUAUAACCCUUACAUUUUUAAUGUGCAUUGGCUGUGGUGUACAUCUUUUCUUCAAAUUAAAAGUAAUCAGCCUAAAAGCUUCAAUUUAAAAUAAUUCAACCAUGCUAUCUACAGUAUAAUACAGUUUUGAAAUAAAGCAAUUGAAAUUCAAUAAUGUAUCUUUUGUAGAAAAAUAUGCCUUUGUUUAAUGAGAAUAAUGACAGUGCAUCAUUUUGUAACAGCUGAUGCUGGAGCACAUUGAAGGCACAGAAUAAAUAUCUCUUUGGCCAUGAA
This is a messenger RNA of Leucoraja erinaceus (little skate), 3424 nucleotides long. RefSeq names its product ryanodine receptor 3-like. The coding region runs from base 2189 to 2644 and encodes 151 amino acids. The record is from RefSeq and is a predicted model, not a curated record. Gene Ontology annotation, cellular component: calcium channel complex; sarcolemma; sarcoplasmic reticulum membrane. Gene Ontology annotation, biological process: calcium ion transport; transmembrane transport. The transcript is spliced from 5 exons. Lineage: Eukaryota; Metazoa; Chordata; Chondrichthyes; Rajiformes; Rajidae. Gene Ontology annotation, molecular function: ryanodine-sensitive calcium-release channel activity.